Molecule: messenger RNA, 1426 nt
Organism: Ostreococcus lucimarinus CCE9901
Lineage: Eukaryota; Viridiplantae; Chlorophyta; Mamiellophyceae; Mamiellales; Bathycoccaceae
Exons: 2
Coding region: 1-1374 (457 amino acids)
Biological process (GO): IRE1-mediated unfolded protein response; intrinsic apoptotic signaling pathway in response to endoplasmic reticulum stress; protein phosphorylation
Cellular component (GO): IRE1-TRAF2-ASK1 complex
Molecular function (GO): metal ion binding; RNA endonuclease activity; ATP binding
Source: RefSeq, a predicted model, not a curated record
AUGGAAGAAAAGACGCGCGAGGAAACGCGAGUCGGGCGCUUGCGCAUUAAACCAUCCGUGCUGGGAUACGGCUCGUGCGGUACGAUCGUGUUCGAAGGCGAGCUGGAUGGACGGCGCGUCGCGGUGAAGCGCUUGCUGGCGCAGUUUCACGAACUUGCGCGCAAGGAGCUUCAGGCUCUCAUCGCCUCAGACGAGCACCCGAAUAUUUUGAGAUGCUUUGCGCUCGAGGAAGACUCGAACUUCGUGUAUAUGGCGCUUGAGCUCUGCGCGUCAAUUCUACACGACGUCGUCGCGGGUUUGGCCGCACUCCACGGGCAAGGCAUCAUUCAUCGCGAUUUGAAACCACAAAACGUCUUGAUAACGUCGUCUGGACGAGGGAAAAUCGCCGACAUGGGACUCGCCAAGCGCGUGAACGUGUCCGAGGGAACGUCUUUUUACACGCACACGAACGGAAAUUUGAACGUCAACGACGCGGCGGGCACGUCGGGUUGGCAAGCCCCCGAGCGAUUGACGCAGGGGCGUCAAUCGCGCUCUGUCGACGUCUUCAGUCUCGGUUGCUUGAUGUACUACUGUCUCACGGGUGGUGCUCACCCGUUCGGUGAGAGGCUCCAGCGCGACGCCAAUGUCGUCGCAAACAGCUACGACGUGUCCAAGCUGAAGUAUUUCCCCGAAGCCGAGGCUUUGGUGAAGGCGUGCAUCGACGCCGAUCCAUCCAAACGACCGUCGGCGACGGAAAUCUUGGCGCACCCGAUGUGGUGGGACGCCGAGAAGAAGCUUCAGUUCCUUAUCGAUGCCUCGGACCGAGUCGAACUAGAAGAUCGCAUGAGCGAUCGAUCGUUGCUGCGCGCGUUCGAGACGCGCGCGAAGUCCUCGAUCGCGUGCGAUGACUGGACCAAAAAGCUCGACGCCGCGUUGCUCGAAAAUCUUGGGCGAUACCGCGAGUACGACGGAACUUCUCUGCGCGACUUGCUUCGAGUCAUACGCAACAAGGCGAAUCACUACCGUGAGCUUCCUCCCAAGCUCCAACGCACGCUUGGGUCGUAUCCAGACGGCUUGUGGCGAUACGUUUCCAUCCGAUUCCCCGCCCUGCUCCUCGGCGUGCGCGAUUUCUUCGCCCCCUCGGCGGCGCGAGAACCCACCCUCGCGAAGUAUUUCCUCAGCAUCGAUGCCGCGUCGAAAGCUUCAUUCGCUCCACCGCUGGCGCGCGCCGAGUCCAUCCCCGACAAGCCCUUAAUAGCCCCCCAAGUCUUCCCGAGCCGUCCCGGCCGCGAGCCGUGCGAAUUCUACAUGAAAACUGGCCGCUGCAAGUUCGGCGCCACGUGCAAGUUCGAUCAUCCUCAAGGCGUGCACUGGGACGUUCACAACGAACGAUGACACGACGACCGAUCCAUUUAUUUCCACGCGCUCAGCUCGCCGUGCGCGCGCU